AUCACGUGAUCCAACAUUGGCCGGUUUGUACUAAGAAACGCACCCGCUCAGUUCAUUGACAGAGAUGGCUACCGCGGAAGUGGAGCGAAGGCAAGGCCAGCAUGCGGCUCUGGCCAUAGCAGCAGUGGUCAUCAUUGUCGGAGUCCCUCUGUGGUGGCGGACAACUGAAACAUACCGCGCCUGGCUGCCCGUCACUCAGAUAAAUGAACUGGCUAAGCUGCAGCUGCAGCUGAGUGUGGAUGUGGAGGUUGUGUUUGCACGGGGAACCCUGACGCCCGAGCAGCAGAAGAAGGUCCCGCUGACACAGACACAGGAUGAGGAACACAUGGUAGACGAAGAUACAGCUUUGAGGUACAGGUAUGAGACCCGAUACCGCACAGCUACGAUCAUGGAGGAAGACGCCCUGAACCAGCCGACUGCUGCAGAGGCAGAUCUCUCUCUACACACACUGAGUGAGAGUCCAUGUGGCUCUGUGGUUGUCUAUGUGAUCCCAGAGGCAUCUUCACUGCUGCCUGAGGUGGUUGAAGUGUACAUUGGUCAGCGGCGGACAGCCAUGCUGCGCAUUGGUGCCCAGAUGAGAGUGGGCAGGACGCUGAAACAGCUGCUGGCUCACCUGGAGCCUCGCAUCCAGCAGGUGCUGCAGGUCAUGUCAUUCAGCCACAGUGACAUCACGGCCGCCCUCAGUGACAGAGUCCGUCCCAGCCCCGGCAACAAGGAGAGCUUGGCUGACAGCAUGAGAGCCUUCAAAUCCAGCCCAGGUUAUGAGAUCACAUUCAGUUUGUUGAACCCAGACCCAAAGUCACACAGGCUGCACUGGGACAUCGAGAGUGCUGUGCAGAAUUACAUCCAGCCUUUGCUUACAAAACUGGCUCCUGUGGCCAACUUCAGCAUCGACUCUCAGAUCUUGUACUAUGCUAUGCUGGGUGUCAACCCUCGCUACGACAGCAGCCUCAGCGCCUACACGCUCAGCGCUGACAGCCUUGCACACGUCAUCAACCCUGUGGAGGCUAGGCUGGGCUCGAAUGCUGCCUCUUCCAACCCGGUGUUGAACUUUCUGCUGUAUGUCCCAGAUGCUCACCAUUCGCCCCUUUACAUCCAUGACCACAAGAAACAAAAAGUUCACUCUAAUGCCUUCCACUCACCACGAUGGGGUGGUAUUAUGGUCUACAAUGUUAAUGAUUUCUAUGGACCAGACCCUGUGUUCCCGAUGGACAUCAACAUUAGCAUGGCAAAAGUCAUGGGAGUCUUCCUCGCACAGCUCCGGCUGCUGCUGGGCGUGCAGUCAUCUGCCACUCCUCCCGGCUUUGUGGUGGCAUCGUGUGGCAGCGCAGGACUGGCUGAUUGGGAGCUGGACCGCCUCAUGUGGAGCCGGACGGUGGAGAAUGUUGCCACAGCAACGACCACCAUCACCUCACUGGCACAGCUCCUUGACCAGAUAGGCAACAUUGUGAUCAAUGAUAAUAUCGCCCAGCAGGUGUCCAGUACUGUCACAUCACUGCAGUUGGCUGUGGCUGAACUGGAGGCGGGGAAUCUCGGCUUUGCUCUGCAAUACAGUAAAGAGGCCAUUUUGGCGUCAGAAAGAGCUUUCUUUGAUCCCUCGCUCCUCCAUCUCCUCUACUUUCCUGAUGACCAGAAGUUUGCUAUCUACAUACCGCUCUUCCUGCCCAUGUGUGUGCCUAUUCUGCUGUCCCUGCUCAAAAUGUUAUCUGAGGCACGACAGAGACGAAAGGAAAAACAAGCCAAGAGGGACUGAGGCACAGUCUUGCACAGACUUGAUGCGAUGAAAAUGUGGAUGCAACUCAAAACGAAUCGUGCACAAACUGUUAGUGGCCUUGAUAUUGAGGUAUUUUAAUGAAUGCUGUGUCCAGGGAGCCCAGGAGGGCAUGACAGAAGGUUCACUUGCAUCACAUCAUGGAGUGGUGGGGGUGCAAUUUAUUAAUGUUGUAUUGUUAUUUUUUCUCGUUUUAAGGAAAUUACUGUAUUUAUUUUAGGAUUUUAAUGAAUGACUGCUGCGUCUGUCUGACACUGAAUAGUUGGAAGCUUGAGUUUUUGUAAAUGUCAAGUUUUAUAUUUGAAUCUCUGUUUCUAUUUUAAAACAAUUAAACAAUUAAAGAUUCAGUCGUACAUCCUUCCA
Molecule: messenger RNA, 2134 nt
Organism: Myripristis murdjan (pinecone soldierfish)
Lineage: Eukaryota; Metazoa; Chordata; Actinopteri; Holocentriformes; Holocentridae
Gene: pigs
Product: phosphatidylinositol glycan anchor biosynthesis, class S
Exons: 12
Coding region: 65-1753 (562 amino acids)
Biological process (GO): attachment of GPI anchor to protein
Cellular component (GO): GPI-anchor transamidase complex
Source: RefSeq, a predicted model, not a curated record